Messenger RNA from Brienomyrus brachyistius, 3250 nucleotides. RefSeq names its product acetylserotonin O-methyltransferase-like (gene asmtl). The transcript is spliced from 13 exons. Gene Ontology annotation, molecular function: O-methyltransferase activity; nucleoside triphosphate diphosphatase activity. The record is from RefSeq and is a predicted model, not a curated record. NCBI's taxonomy places the organism in Eukaryota, Metazoa, Chordata, Actinopteri, Osteoglossiformes, Mormyridae. Bases 811 to 2601 code for a protein of 596 amino acids.
UAUUUCUUCAAGAUUAAUUAUAUAUUACUACGGAGCCCCUAAGAGGUGAGGGUGAGAACUAGUUUUGCAUUCCUUCGCCAUAUUUUCGCAAAUAUUUUCCCACCCUGACCAUUCCUACUGUCUUAUUUCUACCGAAAAAUCAUAUUUUAUACCAAGAAUCGAAUAGAACUUUCAAUGAGAGACGUCAUCGGGUCGAGGUAAAUAGUUAACAUAUUUACUGCCAAAAUUGUUUGUUUUAAAAACCCGAAAAGACUUGGAACUUAUUUCUAGACUAACUAGGUUAUUUCUAGACAAAAACUUUACUGUACCAUUUUAGAUAUAAAAGACCACUGCGUCAUACAUCAAACCUGGACUUUCCUUUCCAUAGUUUUAGACAACACGUGUAUACCACACAAAUCCAUGAAGAGUACUACUUACCUACGCAUAUAAUGUAUGUAUGCGUGACCCGUACUUUUAUUUUGAAACAUAAGCUGGUAACGGAACCGGAAGCACUAAUUGAAAAUGUCCACGUCACCCGGUCGUGUGCGGUAUUUCCUGCAUGUUUACUUGUGUAAGUGGUUAGGAGGCGAAGUUUGUUAUUUCAACGUGAGAAUUAAAAUAUCGGAGUAGUUAAACAUCCUGUUUUGAGGCUUAACAUUAUUUGCAUUAUCUAAUUUUUAUAUGAUAGCAACGGUAGCGCAGUUUUGUUAAAAUGAAAACUGAUACAGUUCACUAGCUAAGCAUUCACCAGCUUUUCAAGAAUUUAUCUGUAGUACCGUUCCUGACAGCAAAGUUUGCAUCUUCAAAUCGGAGGACAGCCAUAAACUCACUAUGGUUUUGAAUCCAGUCAUAUCGAAAUUGACUGGCAAACUUGUAGUCCUAGCAAGUGCUUCUCCAAGGAGACUGGAGAUUCUGACCAAUGUGGGAAUGCGGUUUGAAGUUGUCCCGUCAUGGUUUAAGGAGAACUUGGAUAAAGCACUGUUCAAAAAACCAUACGAGUAUGCCGUGGAGACCGCGAAGCAGAAGGCUCUGGAGGUUGCCAGGCGGAUGCCAUUUAAGCACUUGAAGACUCCUGAUAUUGUAAUUGGAGCAGACACCAUAGUGACAGUUGAUGGUCUGAUUCUUGAAAAGCCUGUUGACAAGCAGGACGCAUACAGGAUACUUUCUAGGUUGAAUGGUAAAGAACACAGUGUGUAUACAGGUGUGGCAAUUAUUCUGUGCCAUGAAAAAAAAGAUCAGGAAAUUGAGUACAAAGCGGUCGAUUUUUAUGAGGAGACCAAGGUAAAGUUUGCAGACUUAUCUGAAGAGAUGCUGUGGGAAUAUAUACAUAGUGGAGAGCCAAUGGACAAGGCUGGAGGUUAUGGGAUCCAGGCCCUGGGGGGGAUGUUGGUGGAAUAUGUACAGGGGGACUUCCUGAAUGUGGUGGGCUUUCCCCUCAAUCACUUCUGCAAGGAGUUGGAUAAAAUCUUUAACAGCCCCGUCAGUGACACUUCAGACAGAAGACGCACUUUAGCGGCAGAAGGGACAGUGGGCGCGAUUCCCAAAGAUCAGAACAGUGCCGUACGCGAACAAAAUGUUGCCCAGUGUGGGUCACAUGACAGAUGUGAGUUUCCACACAGGAUUGCUGACCUGCUGGAUGGAUUCAAAGCUUCAAAGGCUCUGUUCACAGCUUGUAAGCUAAAAGUGUUUGACUUGCUGGCCUCUGCAGAGUACCUAAGUGCCACACAGGUAGCAGGAAACAUUUCCGGAUCUUUGAUAGGCACUGAGCGCUUGCUGGAUGCUGCUGUUGCCCUCGGUCUUCUGGAGAAGCUAAAGCUAGGAGACACCAUAGCGUACCGAAACACGGAGCAGACAAGCCGCUAUCUCGUGUCCACUAGUGAGUUCUCUCUGAAUGAAUACAUUCUCUACUGCGAUGAGAGGGUCUGGCCCCUCUUCACCCACCUGGAACAUGGUGUUCUGGAGGGGGUCAGUCAGCAGGACCAUGUUUUUGGGAAGAGGUGUGAGGAAAUCUCGAAGCAUGCCUGCUGCAACCACAGGGAAAAACAGCUGCAGUUUAUGAAAGCCAUGCAUAGCAUCGCCAAGGUGGCUGGGGGAGAUGUGGCAACCGCGUUCGAUCUUUCCCGCUUUAGAACCGCUUGCGACUUAGGAGGAUGCACUGGAGCCAUGGCCUUUGCAUUCUCUAAUGUCCACCCAGCCUUGUCAGUGAUUGUCUUCGAUCUGCCUGAUGUUGUGGGGAUGCAUGCUCACUUCCGCCCUCAUGGCCUGGACCUCAGCAGAGUCACAUUUGUUGCUGGAGAUUUCUUCAACGACGAUCUCCCAAAGGCCGAUCUCUAUAUUUUAGCAAGAAUUCUUCAUCACUUGCCCGCUGAGAAAAUACAUGCUUUAUUGAGUAAACUGGCGGAGAUCUGCAAGCCAGGCUGUGGAGUGCUCCUUGCGGAGAUCUUCCUGGAUGAAGGUACGAGAGGACAGAGCAGCGGGAUCUUGCAGUCCCUGACUAUGACUCAGGGAGUGCAGAGGAGUGCUGCUGAGUACACCCUUCUGCUGCAGAAAUAUGGAUUUACUCAAGUCAGCAUCAAACACACUGGGAACUUCCUUGAUGCCAUCCUUGGUGUGAAACAGUGACCUAGACACUAGGACCAAAAUUCUGUCUCUAUGAAUUGGCCUGAUUGAAUUUUUUUUAGAACUUAAUUUUUUUCCAUGAAGAUGAGUGUCUGCAAAGUGUCAGCACUGUAAGAACAGUUCAUAAUUACUGUUGAGUACAAAAGUAUCUAUAACAUGUUGUUUAAAUAUUUUACAAGUGAUCUGAUUGUGUGUGUGUGUGUGUGUGUGUGUGUGCGUGAGCAGUUACACCUAUCCUUAUGGGGACACAAUGUUCCCAUAACGUGAUAAAUAUCAGUUUUUUUUUUCCCUUAUGGGGACCGGUGUCCUGGUCCUCAUAAAGGAAAACUCUAUUUUAUAAAAAUCAGUGACUGCUAUGAAAAACCUAAAAAUGCAAAAACUCUUGUAUUUUGCUCGGAUACUUAUGGUUAUGGUUUGGGCAGGGUGGGGGUUAAGGUUGUCAUAGUUAGCGUUAGCAUUUUUCCCAUAGAAGUGAAUGAGCAGGCCCCAUAAGGAUAGGUAUACCCUGUGUGUGUGUGUGUGUGUGUGCGUGCGUGUGUGCGUGCGUGCGUGCGUGCGUAUACAUUACAUUUUUCGGUUCCCCCAAGGGGAAGUUCAAUUUUAUAAAAAUUUGUGACUGGAAUAAAAAAAUGAAUAAUUCCAAAGAAAAAAA